Messenger RNA from Acanthamoeba castellanii str. Neff, 1491 nucleotides. RefSeq names its product signal peptide binding domain containing protein. The coding region runs from base 1 to 1491 and encodes 496 amino acids. Gene Ontology annotation, biological process: SRP-dependent cotranslational protein targeting to membrane, translocation; SRP-dependent cotranslational protein targeting to membrane. The transcript has 8 exons. Gene Ontology annotation, cellular component: cytosol; signal recognition particle, endoplasmic reticulum targeting. The record is from RefSeq and is a predicted model, not a curated record. Lineage: Eukaryota; Discosea; Longamoebia; Acanthamoebidae. Gene Ontology annotation, molecular function: GTPase activity; ATP hydrolysis activity; 7S RNA binding.
AUGGCGCUCCGAGAGCUGGGCACUAAGAUCAAGCAGGCGGUGGACAUGGUGGCGCGCGCCACGUUGGUGGACCAGGACACCGUCGACGACAUGCUCAAGCAGAUCUGCAACGGACUCAUCGCCGCCGAUGUCCAGGUCAAGCUAGUGGUCCAGAUGAGGCAGCGCAUGCGCGAGCGGAUACAGCGCGAGUUCGCCAUUCCCGGCUCCUCCAAGCAGAAGAUCAUUCGUCGGGUGGUGCUGGACGAGCUGGUGGCCCUGGUCGACCCCCAGCCCGGCCAGGCCAACCCCAAGUUCUCGCCCGCUAGGGGCCGCACCAACGUGGUCAUGUUCGUGGGCCUGCAGGGCGCGGGCAAGACCACCACGGUGGCCAAGCUCGCGCUCCAGUACAAGCGCCGCGGCUGGAAGGUGGCCAUGGUAUGCGCCGACACAUUCCGGGCGGGCGCGGACCACCAGCUGCUGCAGCUGGCCCGGGCCAUCCAGGUGCCGGCCUACGCCGACGGCACCCAGUUCGACCCGGUGGUGGUCGCGCGUGAGGGCAUCGACUGUUUCAAGCGCGAGGGCCGCGAGAUCAUACUGGUCGACACCAGCGGGCGACACAAGCAAGAGGCCCAGCUCUUCGAAGAGAUGGAGCAGUUGGCCGCCGCCGUGAAUCCGGACACAGUGAUGUACGUGCUGGAUGGCACGAUAGGCCAAGCGGCCUACGACCAAGUGCUGGCGUUCAAGCAGCGCAUUCGCAUCGGUUCCAUCAUCGUGACCAAGCUCGACGGCCACGCCCGAGGAGGCGGCGCCCUCUCUGCCGUGGCGGCGGCGAAUUGUCCCAUCACCCACAUCGGCACCGGCGAACACGUUGAUGACUUGGAAUCGUUCGACCCCAGGGGCUUCAUCCAAAAGAUGCUCGGCAUGGGUAAUAUUCCUGCGCUGAUGGAGACGAUGAAGAACGCGGUGGGGGCUGACACGUCCGCUGAGGGCAAGCGUGACAGCGCCCUGAUGGCCAACCGACUUCUCCAGGGCGGCUUCACGCUUCGCGAUCUCUACGAGCAAAUGACCACCAUUCUCAAGAUGGGUCCACUGAACAAGGUGAUCGAGAUGAUACCCGGCAUGGACAAGCUGUUCCAGCCCAACGAAGAAGAAGGCGACCCCGCCAGAAAGGUGAAGAAGUUUAUGAUCAUCAUGGACUCCAUGACCGACGACGAGCUAGACGACCCCGAGGUGUGGAAGAAGGAGAAGGACGUGCAAUCGCGCGUGCAUCGCAUCGCUCGGGGCGCCGGUUGCGCAGUGACCGACGUGAACGCGCUCCUGGCCAACUAUCGCGCAAUCACUCGCAUCGCGCCUCCACGAAGAGGCGGAGGUCUUCGCCAGGGACAGGGCUUGGGUCCGAUGGCGAACUUGAUUCCUCCGGCAAUGCUGCAGCAGAUGGGCGGCUUGAGCGGCCUUCAGAACAUGAUGCGCUCCAUGGGCUCGCCCCAAAGCAAUUGGCCCAAGGGCGGGUGA